AUGUCUUUGUGUGACAAGCAGGACGAGAACGUCGAGAAGGCGACAGACGCCAGUAAGGACGGCAACAUCAGCAAGCGCAAGAAGAAGUACAAUAAGAAGACGCUGCCCUCACACGCCAACACCAAUCGUAGGUGGGCUCGUGUUUUCAUACCAACAUUCUUUGCCUGGCUCGCCCGUCAGAAGGACGUGUGGGGCCCCUCAAACAACAAGGUCCUCAAUGCCCUCCGAAACAUCUGGCGCGUGGUCUACAAUGAGGAGCUGCCUCCGGAGCAGGACGCAAUCGAUGGGGCCGUGUUCAAUCUCUGUAAGCAGAGGGCCAACGAGUGGCGCAGCAACUUCGGCUCCACUGCCUCGGCGGUCCUCUCGCUUUCAUUCACGGCCGAGGAUAUGUAUGGCUACGAGGAUGCAGAGGCUGAUCGCGUCGAGUACGCCCGUGGGCUGCUCGUUGCGAACGUGUUCAUGUUCGAGAACGUUCCGGACGACGAUUCCCCACCCAGCGGCAACUUUAGGGGCCCGCUGUACGCCGCCACCCUUGCAACACACCGCGCCGCCAUCCGUGGCCGUGUCAAAGUCCCCGAGUACGACGACGACGAGGAGUUUUAUGCUCCGCGUGGUGCAAUGACUCUCGCGUGUGCCGCGGCCGAGCGCGCCUGUCAGCUCGCUGCUGACGGUCAGCUAGGUGACCUCGAGGCAGUUGUCGACGACCUGGUCACUUUCCAGGCCAGCGGCAAACAAAGCUGCCCUAUCAAGAAGGGAAGGACCUCCUCCAGUCUCACUCGAAGGGUCGCAAGCAGGUCAAUGAGCGCACCGGCAAGUCUUCAACCACCCUCGGGAACUUCUCGGAGGCGAAUUGGAAGUGGGCGACGGACUUGUAUUGGUCCGGCAUCGUCACCAUGGAUGACGAGUACCUCGCCAACGCGUUCAAGGCCACAGAAGCUCAUGCCCGCAACCUGAAGAGAGGCGACGAGGAUGAGGACGAGGACGAGGAUGAGGAUGCGAUGAUGGAUGAGGUCGCGCGUGCUGAUCCCCGCGCGAAGCUGCCGCAGAACUGAUCACGUUCGCCACUCACGAUCAUGUCUGCGACAUCAUGACAGCUGAUUCUCGCUCGUCCCCCGGUUCGUAAUCCCUCGUUUCUCUGCUGGUUAUUGUUCGGCUCUCGCGCUCUCAUCCAUUUCUACGCCGUUUUCGUUAUCGCCCCGCUCAAUUUCGUAUUCGUAUUCUCCUUUUAUGAUCUUAUUAUCUGCUUGACAGCGUGCAUUUCAUACGGUCUCAAUUUCUUUUAAUCCCUUCUUUUCACUUUUUCGGUACUUAUACGCACUGUAUGCUUGCUUCUCGCUAGCUAAUACAAAUUGAUUGAUCUGCCC
Molecule: messenger RNA, 1364 nt
Organism: Coniophora puteana RWD-64-598 SS2
Lineage: Eukaryota; Fungi; Basidiomycota; Agaricomycetes; Boletales; Coniophoraceae
Exons: 5
Coding region: 1-954 (317 amino acids)
Source: RefSeq, a predicted model, not a curated record